AUGGAAGACACCCUGCCCUGUGGCGGGUGGGACUGCGACUGUACCUUUAACCGCCUGCGCGGGUGCUGUUGCGCAGCCAACGACUUGUUCCGAGUCGAGGACGAAACCUUCAGGAGGCUGGCGUCUUUGGGGGACGGUAUCACCAUGCUCAGGGGCAGAGUGGGCGCUUUAACCGCUGGCAUUAAGAUUGCCUUCAAAGCCGGUAUAGACCCAUAUCUGUUAACGACUUCUGAUGAAAAAUGCUUUGGGCCUUUCAACACCAAUGUACCGAUCCCUUACACUCUUGUGACUCUGAAUGAGGGCAAUGGAUACAACCCUUCCCUGGGCGUCUUCACAGCGCCACAUGCCGGAGUUUAUGUCUUCUCCUGCACUGUCUACUCAGCGGUCAACUUGAACCAGCGCCUGUACCACAAAGUUGUGAUGGUGAAGAAUGGCGAGGUGCUGACCAGCGUGUGGGAGGACAAUCGAGAAGACGGAGAAGACAGCGGCAGUCAUACGCUUACUGUGGAGAUGCAGAGAGGCGAUCAGGUGUACAUGGAGCUGGAGUCCGGAAGAAAACUCUGUACAAAUCUAUACUCUAAUGUCUUUACUGGUUACAUGCUGUAUGCUUACACAGAUGAGUAA
Messenger RNA from Nerophis lumbriciformis (worm pipefish), 624 nucleotides. It is a transcript of the gene cbln18, whose product is annotated as cerebellin 18. Gene Ontology annotation, biological process: maintenance of synapse structure. Gene Ontology annotation, molecular function: protein binding. Gene Ontology annotation, cellular component: synapse. The record is from RefSeq and is a predicted model, not a curated record. NCBI's taxonomy places the organism in Eukaryota, Metazoa, Chordata, Actinopteri, Syngnathiformes, Syngnathidae.